This is a messenger RNA of Fonsecaea erecta, 582 nucleotides long. RefSeq lists its product as hypothetical. Gene Ontology annotation, molecular function: protein homodimerization activity; structural molecule activity. Gene Ontology annotation, cellular component: ESCRT II complex. Lineage: Eukaryota; Fungi; Ascomycota; Eurotiomycetes; Chaetothyriales; Herpotrichiellaceae. The record is from RefSeq and is a predicted model, not a curated record. The coding region runs from base 1 to 582 and encodes 193 amino acids. Gene Ontology annotation, biological process: protein transport to vacuole involved in ubiquitin-dependent protein catabolic process via the multivesicular body sorting pathway. The transcript has a single exon.
AUGGCGUCUGCUAUAGCUGGCCAGCAACAGCCGUCACAUGAGGACCUUCCAGAGUCAGUCUUCAAGAAGAGUUACAACUUUCCGCCCUUCUUCAGUCCUCAGCCCAGCUCUCUGACCCGACAAGCCCAACUGAAAAAAUGGUCUGAGUUCGUCCAGCGCUAUUGUCGACAUUACCGUCUCUUCCAACUCUCGGUCAUUGACACCCUCCAGAGCCCGCUGUUCUACAACUCAAGGCUCAAAAAGGGCCUCAGUCUGAAAGAUGCCAAGGCCGUGAUAGACCACAUGGCUAGCAAGGACGGUGACGAGAGAGCCGAAUGGCGCGGCCCGGAAAAGUCUGUGGCCUGGAUUUGGUGGCGGACACCCGAAGAGUGGGCGGCCUUGAUCGUGAACUGGGUGGAAGAAACCGGUCAGAAGGGAACGGUGCUGACGCUCUAUGAACUGGUCCAGGGUGAAACCACGGAGAAGCAGGAGUUCUACGGACUGGAUAUGGAAGUGCUGCAAAAGAGUCUCAACACGCUGGUCAAGAAAGGAAAGGCGCAGGUAUUUGGAACAGAGGAUCAACAAGGUGUCAAAUUCUUCUGA